UAAAUGUAUUUAUUGUACAAUAGAUUAAGCAGAAUUCAGUUAAAUCAAUGCCAUGAAUCUACACACUCCGAUACGGCAGGUGGCGGUAUGCUGAUCCACCAACAAACAAUCAGAAGAAGAAGAAGAAGUUUGGAUGUUUGGCGCGGGCAGAUACACCUACGCUAGCUAGGACGGGAUGCUAACAAAACGGAGCUCCUGAAUACAAUUGCCAUUGACAGUUGCAGAGUCAAAGAGCUUCAGGUAGAGAGAGAGUAGAGGGCAUUCUGACAGGGAGGAGAUGGAGCGGUCUAGCAGCAGGUUGUACUCAGGACCUCUUUCCCAGGCGGCCCAGAAGAUCCUGGCUGUUCUGCGGGCCGGCAGUCCACAUGCAGCCAGACGCCACCACAACUACUCCUACAUUAACAUAGUGGAGAGAGAUUAUGGCAGCCAGAGGGAGCCUUUGGUUCAGAGCAGCUGCAGCAUGAGUCAGGAGCAGAGCAAAGAUGGAGACACAGACCGACCCCAGGUGUCCUCUUCCACUUCCUACCACCACUCCUCCAACCAGCUGCAGAGCAAUCAGACUUCGGCCUACUAUCAGUCCUCGCAGACACCAGUCUGCUCUCUGUCAUCCCAGGCCUCCUCCUGUUCUUCCUCCUGCUGGGACAUAUCCUCACUCCAAAGGCAGGCGACUCACACUGAAGCCUAUUAUCAGAGCUCACAGAUUUAUUCCCAUAGAAAGUACUCUGAACCCCCUGCUAACCAGAUCAGCCAGACUCGGUCAUUCACUCAGCAUGAGAUCUCUGAGGCAGCAGCCUCUUUCUCCCAUAGAGACCGAUACACGCCGUCCCUCCAAAUACCCGAGAGUCUUUGUGAACAUCCAACUACACUGUGGAGAAACUUCACUGAAGAAAUCACUCCGUAUUUCGUCCACAAUCUUCCUCCAGACGACGGCCCUGGCGAUGUAUUGUCAAUGGAACACCCUAAUACAUAUGAAGAGGAGCGUUUGGCUUGCCGCCCAGUUUUAUCCAGCCUUAAAAUAAGUGAAGAGACACAUUUCACAUCAGGUGCACAGAAAGAAAACAAAGUUACAGAGAGCUGGAAAACCUCCAGAAAUGAACUAGAAGACAGUCAAGCAAAGCGGAAUCUAGGUCUAUCCAACUCUACUGAAGAGACCACUGAUGGAGGCAUACUAUAUCAGCAUCCAGAGUCUGAAACAUUCAAAACUGGAAGGAUACAUGUACAUCCCAGUGGCUGUGCAACAAGAGAGGAGACAGGCUGUGAUGCACAUUCAGGCAAGGCGAUGAGAAAUCUAGUUAUAGAGGAAAGUUUGGAGAUGAUAGUGGAUACAGAAGAUGUGACUGAGGCUGGUUUUGGACAAAUGUUAAACACAGAACAUGAAGUGCAGGAUGGAGUUACGUGGAAUGAGAGAGGACAUAUGGAUGCAACCCUGCGAAAUGAGAAAGGAUCAGCCAGUGAAAUGGGGGGAAUUCGGCUCUUGGGAACCAAUAAGAACACUAGUUUAGAGAGGAAUUUUAACUUGUUAUCUACAGCAACCAUCAUGGACAAAAUCUUUCACUGUGAUAGUGAAGGAGAAAAGCUUGGGGAGAAAGAAGAGAAUGACUUCGAGUGCAGAGUUGAUACACCUGAAGUCAAAGAAGCUGAACAUCCACCUGGCUUUAAGUCUAAAGAGAUAUUAGUGGGAGGUCACACUGGCAGUCCAAAAAAGGUCUCAGCAGCAUUAAAAAGGGCCGACCACGAGGUGAGCCUCUGCCAGACUGCAACCCCUCAGGACAAGGGCCAGGCUGUGACUGAAACAGGAGAGAAGCUCCACACAGAAAACCCAUUGGUGCAGUGUGAGACCAAAUUAGUCCCGGGCAACAACACUGCUGAUAAUCUGAAAGGAACCGCUGAGGAAAGAAUAGAUGUGAUGGAGGUCAGGUUGGAAGUGGAAGCAGAGAACAGGACAAAGGCAAGCACUGAAGAUAAGAUGGAGACAGAGCAGCACUGUCGUUCUGACGUCCAACAAAGAGAGAGAACGUGUGAGACUGAUUCUAGAGAAGUCGGUGAAUUACCUGAAAUAGACAUUGAGCUUGGAGGGAGGGGCAAAGACAGACAUGAGUCCGUGAUGCCACCUGUGGACAGUGAGGAUGAGAGUGCAUCUGAAGAGGACUCGGCUAGAGAAAGUUAUUCCACGGCAACAUUGUCGCAGGAGUGCACGGAAAAAAGUUCACGCUUCAGAGCUCCUUGUCUCCGUGGGAACCACCAGAACCAUGAAAAUGUACAUACUGCUAAUGGAAGUAUCAAAGGGAGCAGUUCAAGCGUUUUACUGGCCCCAGCAAGCACCUCUGCUGCUGGACAAAACCCCUCCUCUGUGCAGGACUUGGCCUCCACUGCUAGAAAAGCAAGCACAAAGCUGGAAAACAGCAACCUACCUACUUCCCAAACUCAUUCACAUCUUCCUCCUCUGAUCCCCUCCCUCCCAUUAAAGAGGAAAAAUGAAGUACUUCAGCACCAAAAUGCUCACCCUCCUCCUAAAAUCUAUCUAACCAGACGUCCUCCAAAAUGGCAGCCAACUCACUCCUCACAAGAAAAAGCAGGAGGGGGAGGGAGAGUCAACGAGCCGAAGAGAUCCAGACCCAAAACCUCUAUCCUUGAACUCCCAGCUGUACCCCCAGAACCACAGACCAAAGUUAGUCCUUCUCAUGAAACAGAAACAGUGGUACACAGAGACAUGUAUGCUGCAAAGCAAACUCCACAAAUUCAGCAGAGUAAGGUGAAAAAAAGGUCUCGUGAAUCAGAUAUGAAUGUUUCCAAACAGGCCUCAUCUUCUGUGACCUUGACCUGCAAACCAUUCAAGCACAAGUGGGCCAAAUGUGGCCCUGACCAGGGAACAAAUGGGCCAAACAUAUCCCGUGAGGGGGCUAAUGGUGGUGAGCUACAGAACCAAUCCAAAGCUAGCUGUCUGACUGCAGCCUUGACAUCUGACCCCAGAGUAGAAGAUUCUGGGAGGCUGAACCAAGACGAGAAGAUGCAAAUGCUUGAGAAGGCUGGGAAGGCCAAGGCGCUGGUGCUAACGUUGGUGCACCGAGAUGGAACAACCCAGUUAGACUCAGAACAGAAGCUCAGUCCGCCGGUGUGUGGCCUCCUCAUACUGAUGAAGAACAACCUCGACUGCAGCUUGCCAGAGGACUCGCUCGGGCCAAACGACAGUCUGAUCUACUUAAAAUUAGAGCACACACCUGCAUGGGCCCAGCAACACACACACCAGAGUCAGGAGCUCUUUACAAGAGAUAUGCUGCUACAGGUGCUAUCAAGAACUCAACUGGUGGUGUGCUAUAAAGCCAAGGAUUUACUUCGCACAGCUCUGCAGUUUUACAGACGAGACCUCAGCUGGAAACAAGUGGCAGGCUGUCAUAUCCAGGACCCGCAGGUGUCAGGGUGGCUACUGGAUCCUGCAAAUUCCUCCUCUUGCUACCAGGACCUUCUCAAUAAACACAGCAAAAGACCUCCUACAACACCUGCCCUGGGUACCAAGAAGGUCUCUCAGGUCUCUCAGGUCAUCUCAGGUCUGUAUUCGCUCUACUGGCUUCACAUGGAGCUGUGCUCUAAACUACAGAGCCAGGGGCUGUGGGAGCUGUACUCGGACAUGGAGCUGAACAUGAUCACUGUUCUGGCAGUUAUGGAGAUCCAUCACAUCCAUGUGGACAAAGAAGCUCUUCAGAGAACGUCAGACAUGCUGGGGACUAAGAUGAAGCAGCUGGAGCAGGAGGCCCAUCAAGCAGCUGGACAACAAUUCCUGGUCACCAGCAACACCCAACUUCGAACUGUUCUGUUUGAGAAGUUGUGCCUCCAUGAGCGCUGCAACAAGAAACUUCCCAAGACCAUCAACAAACAACAUCAGUCAACAUCAGAAGCUGCAUUGUUGCAGCUUCAGGACCUGCACCCUCUGCCAAAGAUCAUUCUAGAGUAUAGACAGGUGCACAAAAUCAAGUCGACAUUUGUUGAUGGGAUUCUUUCAUGCAUGAUGAGCAAGAACUACAUUUGCUCUACGUGGUACCAGACCAGCGUGGUGACGGGGAGAAUCUCAGCCAAACACCCAAACUUCCAGGCGCUGCCAAGACAGCCACUUCAGAUCACCAAGAAGCAGUACAUCCAAGGAAAGGAGGAGGUGGUGACUGUUCAUCCUCGGGCAAUGUUCAUCCCUCAGGAGGGUUGGACUUUUCUUGCUGCAGACUUCUGCCAGGUGGAGCUGCGUCUGCUGGCUCACCUCUCCUCUGACCCUGAGCUGCUCCGCAUUUUCAGCCUCCCGCAGGCCGACGUCUUUACCAUGUUAGCCUCUCAGUGGAAAGGGGUGCGUGAGGGUGAGGUGACUUCCGAGGAUCGGGAACACGCCAAACGCAUCGUCUACUCUGUUGUGUACGGGGCAGGUCGUGAGCGUCUGUCAGGAAUCCUCGGGGUGAGCGCCGAGCAGGCCAGCCGAUUCCAGGACAGCUUCCUCCAGACCUACAGAGAAGUCCAGACCUUCAUCCAGAGGACCAUCCAGCAGUGCCACAGACAAGGUUAUGUGCUCUCCAUCAUGGGUCGUCGACGAACCCUCCCUAACAUCAACUCCCCCGACUGGGGCAUCCGCAUGCAGGCUGAGAGGCAAGCUGUCAACUUUGUAGUCCAAGGUUCUGCUGCUGAUCUCUGUAAGAUGGCCAUGAUCAGAAUCUUCAACCUGGUCUCCUCCUCCAGCUCGCUCUCUGCCAGGCUGAUAGCACAGCUCCAUGAUGAGCUUCUGUAUGAAGUGGAGGACUCCCAGGUGGAACAGUUUGCAGCUCUGGUGAGGAGCACCAUGGAGUCCCUUCAGCACAUAGUCCACCUAGGAGUCCAUAUUAAGUUUCUUUUUCAGCUGAACUGCCCUUCACUUUGCCUAUUGAACCCACUGACAAGAAUGUGCUCUUCGUGGAUCGACGCAAGAGAUGCCUUUCUCACCGGGAGCCAAGGCCUGAGGGUCACUCUGAAGAGUACAGUUGUCAAGGACAACAGAGGCAUGUGGCAGGCACCGUACACACACCGGGUACAGAGGCAUGCCACACUUGCAUUGCUUUUUGCAUUCUACAGUUGGUUGGCUGGCAGGCAUGAUGUCAUCCAGGCAGUGCUGCCGUUGUAUGUACAGGCUGUACAGGACGUGGAGGACAGCAUGGCCAACAUUGUGACGAGGUUUUGGAGUGGCGAUAAUCUGAAAACUGAAGGCGGUUUCCUUGGCUGGGCGGAAACAUCACUUCCUCAGUGCCAGGAUGAUGGAUAACCCACUUGGCCACUGCAGCACCUUCAGCGUAAAUGAGAAAUGAAGAGGAAGAGGAGGAGAAGCGAUACAGAGAAUUUCAAACAGCUGGAGGGAUUCAGUCAGCUUUUCCAGGAGCAGAUGAAAGAAAAGUUGAAAGGCUUCUGUGGAGAGAAAAGGCCAGCGAGCGAGGGGGUGAGACAGAAAGUGAUUCAGCGUAUACUUUGUGUCCCUGCAUACUGAAGCCUCUCAGUCCUUCCUGCAGAAGCCUGGUAGGUUAAAGCUGCCUAAGCAACAGAACUGGAGUAUCCUGUGUAAUAAGGCUGCUUGUGUGCUGUGGUGCAGUAUGAGGGGCUUUGCCUCCACAGUGCUGGCAGUACAUGGUGCUGCUUGGGGCUACAAUUCCUGCCAGGUCACUGCCAACGCUUCAGUGGCCUGGCAGGCAGCGCCUCAUUUUCCUCCUUGUGAGUCUAUUUACAGUAUUUCACCUUAUCUGCCUUCACAGCCAUGGUGGAAGUAGAGAGUGCUGCAUUGCUGCAACACAGCUGGCAGCAUGCCUUUACUUAGAGCUCCUCCUGCUGGUGUAGAUGGAGGUAUUGCAGAAUUUCUUAUUUCCAUGCUGUAAUCCCUGUUGUAAAUAAAUAAAAAGGUGUGUGUGGGAGGGGAUGAGUUCAGCCAGAGCAGCAGGAGCAUCACUUCUGCUACACACCAGCUCCUGGGAUAAAUGAACACAGAGGGGUUGAAGUGCUGCUAUGAUUCAAAAGCAUAAUUCAACACAUAACCUGCUUUCACUCCCAAAUUGAUUGGAAGAUCUUUAAAAAUCGGGACAAAUCUACAUUUUACUGUAUUAAGAUGCUAAUGCGUUUUUGUCUGUGGCUGGAGUUAUUUUCAGUAUCGUUCAUUAUUUAGUGUGGAAUGUCAAAGAAAGAGUCACAAUUUCUCGUCAUCUUCAGAUGUUUUGUUUGGUCUGACCACUAGUCUAAAAGAUUUUCUAUUUAUAUGAUAUAAAAGCAGCAAAUCCUCCACUCGAGAAGCUGAAACCAGAAACUAUUUUUUUUUUUUAUUUGACUCACAGAUGAUCAAAACUGGUGGCGAAUAAUAUUCUGUAAAAUCCAGUGAUUGAUUCAGCACCAAACACAGCAUGAAAUAAUUGUUGAACCACAGAAAUGCUUAAUUUUUUAUCUGCAACACAAACUCUUUACUUAUACGUGUGAACGUACAUGUAGCUUACAUGGUUUAAAAACACAUAAAUGUGACCUAUAGCACACAUGGGCUCUUUGUUUGGAUGCAGGCAUAAUUUUGUCAGUGAAUGAAAGUACAGCUGAGGCCAUUAGUCAACUAUUCAAUCAGUCAACAGAAUAUUUAUUUUGAUGAUCAAGUAAUAGUUUGUUGUAUUUUUAGUAAAUAUGCCAAAAAUUCCUGGUUACAGUUGCUCAUAUGUUCCUGGUUCUCUUGUUCCUCUUUGACAUUAAACUAAAUAUUGUUUGUUUGUCUAGCAUUGUAUGAAACAAUUAGUGGUUGAAUCAAGAAAAUAACAGGCAGAUUCAUCUGUAUUGAAAUACUUUUUACACAUUUGUUACACACAGUCAUCUCAGUGCUACACCUACAACUGAGCUGUAACACUUACUGGAACAGAGACCACAAUGAAUGAAUAAAUGUGUCAGAUUAA
Messenger RNA from Micropterus dolomieu (smallmouth bass), 6914 nucleotides. RefSeq names its product HAUS augmin-like complex subunit 3. NCBI's taxonomy places the organism in Eukaryota, Metazoa, Chordata, Actinopteri, Centrarchiformes, Centrarchidae. The record is from RefSeq and is a predicted model, not a curated record. Bases 278 to 5269 code for a protein of 1663 amino acids. Gene Ontology annotation, cellular component: mitotic spindle; centrosome; HAUS complex. Gene Ontology annotation, molecular function: DNA-directed DNA polymerase activity; DNA binding. The transcript has 33 exons. Gene Ontology annotation, biological process: DNA-templated DNA replication; centrosome cycle; double-strand break repair.